Molecule: messenger RNA, 869 nt
Organism: Anarrhichthys ocellatus (wolf-eel)
Lineage: Eukaryota; Metazoa; Chordata; Actinopteri; Perciformes; Anarhichadidae
Gene: serp1
Product: stress-associated endoplasmic reticulum protein 1
Exons: 3
Coding region: 179-376 (65 amino acids)
Biological process (GO): endoplasmic reticulum unfolded protein response
Cellular component (GO): endoplasmic reticulum
Source: RefSeq, a predicted model, not a curated record
UUCAUAUUUUUGAGGACGUCGACAAGAGAGAGGAGCUCCCAGUAGCGUUACGAGACGAGACGGAGAAGAAGAAGAAGAAAAAUAAUAAGAAGAAGAAGCAGAAGAAGCAGAAGAAGCAGCAGCUGCUUCUAAAUAAAACAAUCUACUAGAAACAGAAGAAGAAGAAGAAAAAGACAAGAUGGUGGCUAAACAGAGGAUCCGGAUGGCGAACGAGAAGCACAGCAAGAACAUCACUCUGAGAGGAAACGUGGCCAAGUCAGUGAGGAGUGUCACUGAGGAUAAAGGAGUUGGUCCGUGGCUUCUCGCUCUCUUCAUCUUCGUCGUCUGUGGAUCAGCCAUCUUCCAGAUCAUCCAGAGCAUCAGAAUGGGCAUGUAAUGAUGUCACAGGCAGGGGGCGGGGCCAGACGAUCAACCCGCCCCCUAACCUGAACCAACCGGAACAUUCCUGGCCUCUGACAACCGUCUGCAGCCCACAGACAACCAAACACACCCACAGGCCCUGCCCCCUGGAGCCCUGGACCCGCCCCUUGGACCCCCCUUAUCUGUGUUGAUUUAAGGCCUCUCUGACCUUCUAAAAGCCUCACAUGUGCCUUUCUGUGUUUACCUGUGCUUUAGCCCCGCCCCUUCUGAUUCCACCUUAUCAGCUCACGGGGGGGGCUCAUAGUCCACCUGGUUCAGGACCAACGUUAUUCAUCCAAUCUGGACUCUUUACAUUCCAGCUGCAAUUCUGAUCUGAGAUCUGCCCCCCCCAUAGAGAUGAUGAAGGUCUUUUGAAUCAGAAGGUUUGAGGUGUAGAAGGUGUGUUUGCACCGUGUGCAGCGUCACCUGAUCCAUUGUGUUCAUUAAUAAAGUUUCAUUUGAAGAAGGAC